Messenger RNA from Drosophila persimilis, 3419 nucleotides. It is a transcript of the gene mip120, whose product is annotated as protein lin-54 homolog. Gene Ontology annotation, cellular component: nucleus. The record is from RefSeq and is a predicted model, not a curated record. Gene Ontology annotation, biological process: regulation of DNA-templated transcription. The coding region runs from base 225 to 3149 and encodes 974 amino acids. Lineage: Eukaryota; Metazoa; Arthropoda; Insecta; Diptera; Drosophilidae. The transcript has 5 exons.
GUUACAGAUAAAGUGCAUAUAUUUGCGGUGCUGUGGAAUAGGUUUAUAGGCGAUUUUCGUGUGGUAUUUUUGCAAGUGACCGACCGUACAGUUCAUAGUCGUUUGUCAGCACGGGCAUAGAUUUUCUUUUUGUUUUGCUUAGCAUCGACCGCGCACACUGCAAAUAUUCAAAACAAACAUAAAGACUACCUGAUAAGGACACACAAUUUAAAUUGGACCCCACAAUGGAUACCAGUUGCAGUAACAUUGAAUCUUUGGACGACAACACGCCAUUACCCGAACUCAGUUUCGAAGACUUUUUGGAGCCAACACAAGAAGAAACUGCCACACAGCACCACAUGGAAAUCGAUGCACUCGAUUCGGAUGGAGAUGGCGACGGCGGCGAUGAGCACUCAAUCUCCAUUAAAGAGUCAUUGAACACCCCGCAAUUUAAAAGAACCGUUGUCACCAUACUGGAGGACAAACGAUUGAGAUCGCCUGGACCUGCUGUUUUGAAAUCGCACGCUAUUAAAGUGGUAACAGCAGGGCCGGGAUCAGUCGCACCAAUCAAGCCACAAAUAACCGACAUAAAGGUUUUAAACAAUUUUAAACCCCUUUCAAGCAACACUGUUAAGAUUGGCAACACAACUGUUGCACCAACAUCCUCUCCGGGUGGAACACCAAAGGGUUUAAACAGCCUGACCAUGACACAGAUAAAAACGCCUGAUGGAAAAAUUCUCUACCUGCAAAAGUCUAUGCCGGCGGGAGCAGCUGCUAAGCCAGCGGUGGCUGCAUCAACUCCUACCAUGCCCAAGGCAGCAGUCACUGUGUCAUCAGCAGGAGCCGUACAUCAUCUAGUCGCCCCAACGGGCCUUCAAAAAGCAAUCCUCUCCAAGGCCGUGAACGUUGGCAGCACUGGCCUGGUCAAAGCAGCCGUGCCAGGGAAAGGAGGUACCUCGGCCUCCACGCCCUUAACAAUUAAGGGCAUAACGCCACUGGGAGCGAAGAGUGUGUCGCCCGCCAACUCACCUACAUCAACUCCGGCUGCCAAAUUUCAGGUGGUCCGGACAUCUGAUGGAAAGAUAAUCAAGAUUAAUCAGGCUAGCCCGUCCAUGAUUAUAAACACCAAAGCAAACACCACCAACACACCGGGAACUGGCAUCAAUGCAGCAACAUCCGCCCUUAAACUGUCUCCCUCAACCGGUAGCGUAGGACUGCGAAAAUCGAUUGGCCAAGUGGUUAUCAGGGCAACUCCUCCCAAACACGGGCCAGAUGUAAGCAACAGUUCCACUUUGACUACCGGCACAUCUGUCACAACAAACAACGCAUCGGCCCCGCCCGGAAAAAUGUUGGUGCAAAACACGGGCAAGCAAAUUGUGGUGUCCAACAAGAACAUCAUAAAGCUGUCGCCCAAACCAGGGGCCGCCAGUAGCAUAACCAACACAAGCGGCGCCCAAGGGAACUCCCCAACAAAGGGAAUACAUGCUGUACAAAUUCCUGGCAAAGGGGGUGUCGUGCAGUAUGUACGUGUCCUCCCCAGCACUAAGGAGGUGGCCAGUACCAGCAGUGCAACGUCUGUCGCAAGGUCGAAUACCUCGCCAAAGAUAACUCUUGUGCGUUCUGUCAUGUCCUCGGCUACAUCCUCGAAAAGUCCAUCUACCCCAACAUCAGUAGGAACUAAAGUAGUUUCUGUCGGCAAUACAAACAAGAUUAUAAUGAAGACAACGGGUGGAAGCAUUGUUCCGCUUCCCUCCAUGCAAACGUUGGUUUCCAAGCGUGCGCUGGGCGCCACCAACACCAGGCCGCCUAGUGUGGGCAGCGGCAAUAGCGGCAGUCAGGAAUCGCCCCGAAAACAAAGGCUAAACGAUCUCAAUAUUCAACACAAGGCCGCUGCAGACGAUGCCAGCGAUAGCAGCGAAGCGGGCCCGGAGACAAAACGGCCACGCUUCGUAAUAUCCGUACCGCAAUCAUCUCAGAAGCAGCAGCUGCAAAAGCAUGUUAUGACACGUCCCUCGUCGAUACAGCGCGUGACGGUGCAGGGCGCCAACUCCAACAAAAGUAGUACUAAUCCUGCAAAGAAAGUCUACAAUUUGUUGCAGUCACCCAAAGGAGUAAAGUACAUGAUUUGUAAUUCGGGAAUUCCUCAGUCAUCGACCAGUGCCAUGAGACGUGGAUACACCGGCUAUGUGGACGGCAAGACUCGUCGUCCGCUUUCCAUAGCAGCACAACAGCAUCGCUUACAAAUUACUCCACAGCAACAGGCAAAAAAUUUGCAAGCCUUGCAGGCCCAGGCCAAGCAGAGGAUACGACAGCAGCAGCUGCAAAAUCAACCAAUUGCGGUUCAGCCGAAGGCGACGCAGGCCACAGUCCAGCCGUCACAAGCUAAUGCUAAUACUAAUGCUAAUGCUAAUCCUAAUCCUCAAAGCGCCAAGAUUUUGCCUGAGAAGCCGCUCUUUGAGAUACUUAAGUCUCCCCAAUUGGCCUCAGCGCCUACGACUGAUGCACUGGCGGGUAUGGCGUCGCGACGUAAACAUUGUAAUUGCAGCAAGUCACAGUGUUUGAAGCUCUAUUGCGAUUGCUUUGCCAAUGGAGAGUUCUGCCAGGACUGCACCUGUAAGGACUGCUUCAAUAAUCUGGACUAUGAAGUGGAACGAGAGCGAGCAAUACGCAGUUGCCUUGACCGCAAUCCCAGCGCAUUCAAACCCAAGAUAACGGCGCCCAAUUCGGGUGACAUGCGUCUGCACAACAAAGGGUGCAACUGCAAACGGUCUGGCUGCCUGAAGAACUAUUGCGAGUGCUACGAGGCAAAGAUACCUUGCUCUAGCAUUUGCAAAUGCGUAGGCUGUCGCAACAUGGAAGAUCGUCCAGAUGUAGACAUGGACUCCAUGGACAGUUUAAAGGAUGGCGAAGACUCGAACAAGGCUAAAGACGGGAACGACAAACAGUCGCAGGAUGAUUCGGAUCGGUAUUUGACCGACGAUGUUGUAGAGGCGACUAUUAUGUGCAUGAUAUCUCGCAUAGUGAUGCACGAGAAGCAGAAUUCGGCUUUAGAGGAUACCGAGCGUGAGGUGAUGGAGGAGCUGGGCGAGAGCCUGUCUCAGAUUAUAUCUUUUGGCAAGGAGAAAAUCGAUACAAACGAGCUGGUAGACUCCAUGGCAUUGGCUUCUUGAUGUUUAAACGUAACAUGAAUUAGUUUGUAAGAUUAAAGCGUUCUUGACCUUUUCCCCUCUAACUUGUACUCUUUUCAUGGGCUUUCUAAAAGUUGACCUUAAAGUAAUGUGUAAAGUUAACAAAAAAAUGUUACACCAAAUGUAUAUACAUAUAUCAAAUCAAUCCAAUCAUGCAUUAACUCGUACAUUAGCAAAUACCAGAUUUAAGAUCAAAUUCACUCUGUAUUACCAUCGAGGGUCUUUGACGCGUACUUUCCGCAACCUUGAUGU